GUUUCAUCAUCAGAUUUGUAUGUAUAUUGUGUCAGUUCGCCUUUGUUUUUUAAUUGCAAGCCCGUCAAUUAGGCGAUUGUUUUACGGUCGUAGAUCGAACUGCUAUCAGCGAGUGCGAGUGCGAGUGCGAGUGCGAGUGCUAUCAACUGCCAGAAACGGAGCCACAAUCACGCUGACACCCCUUGUGCAAUCGUCGACGCAGGCCGCCUAGGGCCAUCAGGCAGCCGUCCAGGUUGGAGGCACUUGCUCGGGAUCGGAAACGGGUUCCGCAUCCGGAUCCGAGACAGAGAGGCUGAGGCUGAGCCAGAAGCAGAGCCUGCUUGUUGCUGCCGCGUUCGCAAAGGACUCAAAAUUGAUAGAAACAACAAAAAGGCUGCUGCAACUGGUGCCUCAUCCGAGGACCAGCCGCCGCGCAAAAAGGGUCGUCGCUCAGGAGGCUCCUCAUCCUCAACCACCGGUUCCGUUUCCGUUUCUGUUUCCGUCGCCAGCGUCGCCGCCGCCGCCGCAGUAUCAAUAGAUGCGGCAUCCACGUCGCGAGCAGCGCAGCAGUUACAGCAUCAAUUGAACGCCACAUCGACGCCAGGCUCAUCCAGCACAGGAACUUUGGAAACACCUAGCAGAGGGCAGCGCAAAUCGACCGAAAGCAACAAGAGGCCGCGGGAUCACAGCACCAGCAAUACACCCGGCUCCGAGGCAAAUAGUAGUGGACCGACCAUGCAGAGCACCACUUCCACGUCGAGCGGUUCCUGCUCCAGGCCCUUGGAGGGCUCUGCCCCCAACUCCGGAGGCAGUGCCGAGAACGUGGCCCGCGAGGCCGGCGGCAGUGGCGAGGACAGCGUCGGAAUCGGCGAUGAGAAUCCCUCGGGCAGCAGCGCCGCCACCAAUGGCCACGAUUCCAAACACAACGGCUUCGUUGUCAACAACAACGGCAGCAGCAGCCGCAUCGUCGACGGCGAGAACAAUCGGGAGAACACCAGCUACAGCGGCGUGCAGCUGGACAAGUCCAACCAGGAGAUCAUCCGGUUGAUCGGACAGUAUCUGCACGACGUCGGCCUCGACAAGUCGGUCAAAACGCUCAUGGUGGAGUCGGGUUGCUACUUGGAACACCCCUCGGCCACCAAGUUCAGGGAGCAUGUCCUAAUGGGUGACUGGUCAAAGGCAGACUCAGAUCUAAAGGAUUUAGAGCCAUUAAUUGAUAAUGGAAAACUGGCAACGAUCACCGAAAUGAAGUUCAUACUGCUAGAGCAAAAGUAUUUAGAGCAUUUGGAUGAUGGCAAUCCGUUGGACGCCCUGCACGUCCUGCGCAGCGAGCUGACGCCCCUGCAGCACAACAUAUCGCGUGUGCACCAGCUGUCCUCAUACAUGAUGUGUUCGACCAACCAAGACCUGUACCAGCGCGCCAAGUGGGAGGGCAAGGGCAUCCUGUCGCGGGCCCUGGUCAUGGAGCGCCUGCAGACGUUCAUGCCGCCGUCGGUGAUGAUGUCGCCGCGGCGACUGCGCACCCUGCUGCAGCAGGCCGUGGAGCUGCAGAGCCAACACUGCCCCUGCCACGACAUGGCGUGGGAGACGAACCUGGAGACGGUCUCGCUGCUCACCGACCACUGCUGCACCACGGACGGCUUUCCCAUGCAGACCAUCCAGAUCCUCACCGACCACUGCGACGAGGUCUGGUUCUGCAAGUUCUCGCCCGACGGCCUCAAGCUGGCCACGGGCAGCAAGGACUCCACUGUGAUUAUCUGGGACGUUGAUCCGUACAAGCUGACCCUCAAGCAUCGGCGCGUCCUCGACGGCCAGGCCCAGCUCAGCGUGAGCUUCGUCAGCUGGAGCCCCGACUCUAAGCUCAUCCUCGUCGGCGGCACCGAGGACUCGCACGAGCUGUACAUCUGGAACGUGGACGACGGCAAGCUGGUGGUCAAGUUCUCGCAGUCGCUGGAGGACAGCCUCGCCUGCGGCGCCUUCAGUCGGGAUGGCGCCCGCUUCGUUUGCGGCGGCCAGAAGGGUCAGCUCUACCUGUGCGACCUCAACGGCACCAUCGUGGACUCCUGGGAGGGAGUGCGCGUCAACAGCAUCGCCUUUCGGGCGGACAACAAAACGAUCUUAGCGGCCGAUAAUCACUACCGUAUUAGAGGGUACAACUUUGAUAGCCCGCGUUCAGACUUCGAUAUUCUGAGGGAGCCACAUCCCAUUAUGACGUUCAGCAUCAACUCCGCCGACCGCCUGGCCCUGCUGAACGUCUCCAACCAAGGCCUUCAUCUGUGGGACAUCGAGGACAAGUGCCUGGUGCGCCGUUUCCAGGGCAUACGACAGAGCAACUUCGCCAUCCACUCCUGCUUCGGCGGCGUCAACGAGAGCUUCGUGGCCAGCGGCAGCGAGGACAAGGUCGUCUACAUUUGGCACAUCAAGCGCGAGGAGCCGCUGGCCAAGCUGGCCGGGCACACCAAGACGGUCAACUGUGUGUCCUGGAAUCCCGUGUACCCGUCCCUGCUGGCCAGCGCCAGCGACGACGCCACCGUGAGGAUCUGGGGGCCCAAACCGAACGGCAGCAGCGCAACGACUGAGAGCGACGACUGCUCUUCUAGCUCGUCUUCGUCCUCCUGGAAUAUGACUUAAGAUCGAUCGCGAGCCGUAGCUAAUGGGUGUGCGUGGGUUAGAUAUUGGAUUGGAUGCUGAUUUAGUUAUAGUGCGCCCUGAUUUCGAUUUCGAUUUCAAUAUAAAUGCAGAAUGCGUCCCGCUCUGAUUGCGCGUCGGUGUCGUCGUUGCUACAAACUGCCAUUACAACAAUAUGUAUGAGCAGCAUGACUUACGAUUAGCAUUAAUUACUUAAGUACAUUCAUACGAAAGGAGAGGCAUAACAUCAUAUCUAUGCUAACACUAUGCUAUAACAAGAAAUCAAUUCGUUCUCAGAUUUCUUUUUUAUGUAUGUGCAUAUGGCAAUGCGAAGUAAUAUUUCCCGGCCUAUAUAAGCGACUCUUCUCGACUACCUUUUUAUUAAUCUAAAGUGGAAUCGACCUGCUUGAUUUUAAAUUAUGAUAAUUGCCAAUUGAUUUGUUCUAUGCAGUUUCCGACAUUUAGUAUGUAACACGAAUUGACGUAUUUCAUAACCAGCAGACACAAUAAAAAUAGUUCUAUAUAUGUUUUUAAAAUGUCGAUUUUUUCCUUACGAUUAACCUGGGUCUUAAGCAAUCAAUAAAAUUUGAGUGAAAAUUGAA
This is a messenger RNA of Drosophila elegans, 3209 nucleotides long. Its product is annotated as WD repeat-containing protein 26 homolog. Gene Ontology annotation, molecular function: protein binding. Lineage: Eukaryota; Metazoa; Arthropoda; Insecta; Diptera; Drosophilidae. Bases 715 to 2610 code for a protein of 631 amino acids. The record is from RefSeq and is a predicted model, not a curated record. Gene Ontology annotation, cellular component: GID complex. The transcript is spliced from 4 exons. Gene Ontology annotation, biological process: proteasome-mediated ubiquitin-dependent protein catabolic process.